Molecule: messenger RNA, 870 nt
Organism: Aedes albopictus (Asian tiger mosquito)
Lineage: Eukaryota; Metazoa; Arthropoda; Insecta; Diptera; Culicidae
Product: tetratricopeptide repeat protein 36 homolog
Exons: 3
Coding region: 233-799 (188 amino acids)
Biological process (GO): cilium assembly
Molecular function (GO): protein binding
Source: RefSeq, a predicted model, not a curated record
GAAACUUGUUUUUUGUUAUUGAUUCAGAAUCGUCAUCGCGUUGUUGCUUGACGACCGACAACCGGACCCGGUUUCAAGUCUGACUAUGCAAAUCGAGAGUUUUUGUGGUUCUCUGGAUUCCUACGACGGCCGCGUGUAUGGAAACUUCUAAGCAAACCCAGACGACGGGAUACCGCUGGCAGUUGUUACAAGGUGGUUGAGUGGUGAGGAUCUUAGAACGAAGACGAUCAGAAUGGCGAGUUUGAAUCGAGAUUGCUUGAGCGAGCACGACCGACAGGUGCUGGAAUCGAUAUUCAAUCCUUCGCAAAUCGGCGGAGAAGAGCUGAUCUAUACUGGGAAGGAGGAGUUUCCUGAAGAUCUGCAAGACUUGACCGAGCCGGACAACCCCCGCAUCCAACAGUCGAAAAAGUUCGAAAUUGACGCAAUUGAACUUGCCGAGGGCGGAAAACUGCAAGAAGCGAUCGAGCUAUUCACCAAGAGCAUUACAGCAGCACCGGAACGACCUGCACCGUGGAACAAUCGUGCGCAAGCGUACCGGUACUUGGGCAACGAGAAAGCGGCACUGCAAGACAUCGAACAGGCGCUGAAGCUUUCGAACCGGUCCGGCAGGACGGGCUGUCGGGCGCUUUGCCAGCGUGGUGUGCUUCGAAGGAAGAACAACGACGCGGACGGGGCCCGAGAGGAUUUCGAAGCGGCCGCCAAGCUGGGCAGUAAGUUUGCCCGAACGCAGCUGAUCGAGCUGAAUCCGUAUGCGGCGCUGUGCAACCAGAUGUUGCGGGAGGUGAUGAAGGUGACGUGAUUGGUUGGGGUUUAAUAUUUUUUAUAGAUAUUUAGUUUAUUUUGCGUGAAAUAUACAACGCUUUGGAAUGA